AUGAUAGCUGAAAUUAGAGGAGCUCGCCAGCCCGCGCCUGCUCUAAACCGCACCACGGGAGAAAUCUUCAGGCCUAUCCUUCCCAACCCACUCACUUUGCUGGAAGCGGCUUCAUCGGAAGAACGCCACGACCUCCUGGCCCUUGGCGUUGUGGCGGUCGGGGCUCCCCACAGCCCCUCAGAGCUCCGCAAGUUACCAGCAGCAGUAGCAGCAACAGCCCUGCCAGGCCCCGCCCGAGUCCGUACCUUCCCACACGUCGUCGGCAACUUCCCAACCGUCGUACUGCUGCCAGUACCGGGCAUGGACGAGGCCCUGGACGCUGUGUACCGCAGAGUACGGCGACUGUUGCCUGAUCUGGAGCCCAUGACUCAGGACUUGCCUCCAGAGGCUGCAGCAAAUGCCGCGCCACCUCGUAGCGGUGGUGGUGGUGGUGGUGGUGGUGGUCGGCGAGACGUAGCCCUCGGAGAGCAGCAGGGGCUGUACGGGGGGUUGCAGGGAACCCCCGUACAGCCGCACCGGGGGUACCACAUCAGCCUCAGUCGUACGGUCCCCAUACGGCACGCACAGAUCGCCCCUUUGACGGCGCUGCUGGCCGAGGGGCUGAGCGCUGUGACCCGUUGCUUCCAGGUAUCACUGGCGGGGCUGCGGCCCUUCGCCAACGAUGAGGGCACAAGGUCCUUCGUGUCGGUGAUGGUGACCCACGGGUCGGAGCAGGUCCCCAUGCCACACGUAUCAGUGGGCUGGCUACCUGGGAAUCAGCAAGACCGCAUCGCCAAGGCGCUGGCCAGGAUGAGACCCACGGGUCACAACAACACAGGUCGGCCGGUUUCGGAGCCGCAAGAGAUGGCAGAGACGGGAGGGCCGGCAGUAGCGGUUGCAGGGGAGCUCGUUUGCAGCUGGCAGAUGCGGCUGGGAACCGGCCGCCAAUCUAGCGUUCGCUCGGAGCUGCAGUCUCUGCGCACUCAACUCGCGGCACUCCAAGAGCAACUGGAUCUGAGUCAGCGCUGCAACGAACGACAGGAGAGGUUGCUCAGUGAGCUCCAGGGAACGCUUGCUGAGGAACGGCGGGUCCACGGUGUCGCCCGUGAGGUGGCGAAGGACUACCUAGUGGAGCUGGCGACGACACGGCGGCAGCUGGCGGAGGCGGCGGUGCUGGCGGAGGUGGGCCUGGCGGCGGCGGAGGCAGCGUUGGCGGCGCAGCCAACCUCGCGCUUUCGUGAGCCGGCGGUUGAGUGCGACGAUGAGGACGCUGUGACUGAGGAGGGAGCGGCGACGGAGGUGGAGGUAAGGGAGGCGGUGGUGGAGCGCCUGGAACGCAGCGCCCUCGUCUCCGGAGCUCUUCGAGUCCUACACGCGUUGGACGCGGCGGAGGCGCCCGCGACCUACACCCCGAUAUCGCUACAGCUGCAUCCGCCCAGACAUCCGCCCCAGCAGUCUAAACAGCAUCGGCGGCAAAAACACCGCUCAAAGCACCAGCACCAGCAUCACAACCAUAACCCAUGCGCCCCCGCAGUCCCCGAGGCGCCCCGCACUCUGGCGGACUGCGGUACAGGCGAAUUGCUGAGUACGGCAUCGGCCCCGGUCCCCGCGGAGGACUUGCUUCGCGCGGUGAAGGCGGCGCCGCAGCUGGCUGCAGCGGCGGUGCUGCCGCUACAGCCGCAGCUGGCUGCAGCGGCGGUGCUGCCGCUACAGCCGCAGCUGGCUGCAGCGGCGGUGCUGCCGCUACAGCCGCAGCUGGCUGCAGCGGCGGUGCUGCCGCUACAGCCGCAGCUGGCUGCAGCGGCGGUACUGCCGCUACAGCCGCAGCUGGCUGCAGCGGCGGUGCUGCCGCUACAGCCGCAGCUGGCUGCAGCGGCGAUGCUGCCGCUACAGCCGCAGCCGCUGCUGGCUGUGGUAGCUGGGCAGGUAAUCUGCUCCUUACUCCCUCCUGCCUGUCCUCCCAUUCGGAUCCCGGCUGGAAGGAAUGAGAAGGGUGGAAACAACGUUGAUGAGGGCGAGGAUGAGGACGGCACGAGGGGCGCUGUGGCUGUGGAGGGCCCCGGGGGGGCGCCGGACGACCCAAACCAUGAUCCCGAAGACGAUCCAGCGCCACCAGCGCCACCAGCACCACUGGCAGUAGCAGGCCUCGUAGUGGCUGUAGCACCUGUACUACCCGUACCUGCGCCAGCAAAGGCAGCGGCUGCGGCGGCUGCAGCGGCUGCAAACGUAGCGGGCACCAAGUUGGCGUCUCCCGCGUUGCGAACACGCGCCUGUCUGUCCUCCCAUCUGAGCUCCUCGUGGGACCUGGCGGCGGAGGGGAUAACCUGGCGGGCUGUCGCGGCACGGCUGUUCCCCACGGGUUGCUCGAGUGCGGAUCCGCGACUUGCCCGCGCGGGAUCGACCCUGCCGCGGCAGCCCCUCCUGCUUGGGGCCCAGCCGGCGGCGACGGCGGUGGUGCCGCCGCUACAGCCGCUGCCGCCGCUGGCUGCUGCGGCGGUGCUGCCGCUACAGCCGCAGCUGGCUGCAGCGGCGGUGCUGCCGCUACAGCCGCAGCUGGCUGCAGCGGCGGUGCUGCCGCUACAGCCGCAGCUGGCUGCAGCGGCGGUGCUGCCGCUACAGCCGCAGCUGGCUGCAGCGGCGGUGCUGCCGCUACAGCCGCAGCUGGCUGCAGCGGCGGUACUGCCGCUACAGCCGCAGCUGGCUGCAGCGGCGGUGCUGCCGCUACAGCCGCAGCUGGCUGCAGCGGCGAUGCUGCCGCUACAGCCGCAGCCGCUGCUGGCUGUGGUAGCUGGGCAGGUAAUCUGCUCCUUACUCCCUCCUGCCUGUCCUCCCAUUCGGAUCCCGGCUGGAAGGAAUGAGAAGGGUGGAAACAACGUUGAUGAGGGCGAGGACGAGGACGGCGCGAGGGGGGCUGUGGCUGUGGAGGACCCCGGGGGGCCGCCGGUAGCCGUGGCCGGUCGCGCAGCCUCCCUCUGCGCUCCCCACCCACCUCCGAAGGACGACCCAAACCAUGAUCCCGAAGACGAUCCAGCGCCACCAGCGCCACCAGCACCACUGGCAGUAGCAGGCCUCGUAGUGGCUGUAGCACCUGUACUACCCGUACCUGCGCCAGCAAAGGCAGCGGCGGCGGCGGCUGCGGCGGCUGCAAACGUAGCGGGCACCAAGUUGGCGUCUCCCGCGUUGCGAACACGCGCCUGUCUGUCCUCCCAUCUGAGCUCCUCGUGGGACCUGGCGGCGGAGGGGAUAACCUGGUAA
Volvox carteri f. nagariensis is the source of this 3234-nucleotide messenger RNA. RefSeq lists its product as uncharacterized. NCBI's taxonomy places the organism in Eukaryota, Viridiplantae, Chlorophyta, Chlorophyceae, Chlamydomonadales, Volvocaceae. Gene Ontology annotation, cellular component: nucleus. The record is from RefSeq and is a predicted model, not a curated record. Gene Ontology annotation, molecular function: 3'-5'-RNA exonuclease activity. The coding region runs from base 1 to 3234 and encodes 1077 amino acids. The transcript has 14 exons. Gene Ontology annotation, biological process: U6 snRNA 3'-end processing.